AUGAUUAAUAAAGCAUUACAAACAAAAGAUAUUGAUCAACUUUAUCAUUUAAGAUAUUUUCUCAGUGAUUUAAGCGAAUGUUUAUCUCGUGAACAUCGAAAAAUUGUUGAAUCUGGUGUAGAAAAUUUUGUUUUUUCUCAAGAAAUGAAAUUAUCAAAAAAUGAAUUUAAUUAUUUAAAAGAAAAUCAAGGAAAAAUUUUAUCAAUCAAAGGAUUUUUAUUUCUUAAUUCAUUAUCGAAAAAUGUCACUAAAGAUCGAAUUGAUGUUUUAUUACAAAUUGAAUGUAAUCUAAAAGAAAUGGGUAAUAAUCAUAUCUUUACUGAUCUAACUCGAUCGAAUGAAAAAGAAGAAGUUUUAUUCGAUUUAAAUACAACAUUUAGAUUGGAAAGUAUUUAUCAAGAUAAACAAACAUGGGUGAUUAAAAUGAUUGCCACUAAUGAUGGUGAAUUUAUAAAGGAAAAAUAUAUUGAAGAUACACAUCGUCAAAUAGAAAAUGUGAGUAUUUCAAUAAUUUUUGGUAAAUUAAUGUGUGAUAUGAAUGAAUGGAAUCAAUCACAAAAAUAUUUUCAAUUUCUGAUGAAUAGUUUAUCUUCUAAUCAUGAAGAUUUAGCAUGGAUUGAACAUUCAAUGGGUCAAGUUCAUCAUUGGAAAGGAGAAUGGAACAAAGCAAGAAUAUUUUAUGAUCGUGCUUAUGAUCGAAUGAUGAAAACAGAUCCAAUGCGUAUAAAAGAUUCUGCUUUAGUUCUCACCAAUAUUGGUGAAAUUUUACAUUUACAAGGUAAUUAUGAAGAGUCAUACGAAUUUCAUGAAAAAGCAUUGACAAUUCUAAAACAAUAUUAUUCUCCUAAUCAUGCAUACGUUGCUAAUAGUUUAGAAAAUAUUGCACGAAUUCAUCGUAGAAGAAAUAGGAAUGAUGAGGCUUUGAUCGUUCUUGAAGAAGCUUUAAAAAUCCGAGAAGAAUAUUAUAAUGAUUAUCAUGUUGAUAUUGCGAUGAAUUUAAAUCAAAUUGGUAUCACUUUACUUUAUCAAGAUAAUCAUAAUGAAGCACUUGAUUAUUUAAAUCGAGCCAUGCCUAUCUAUGAAAAAUAUUAUCAAUCAGAUCAUAUAUACAUUAUUGAAACUCUUCAAACUAUUGUUUAUCUUCUUCAUAAACAGGAAAAAUUUGAUGAAUCAUUUAAUAUUUAUCAACGUAUGAUGAGAAUGGCAAGAAAGCUGUACCCAUCGGGUCAUUUUAUUGUUGCUGAGAUUCUACAGGGUAUCGCUAAUAUUAGAAACGAACAAGAAAUGUAUGAUGAAUCUUUAGAAUUGUAUCAACAAGCGGUGACAAUGUUAAUGAAUUAUUAUUCACCUGCUCAUUUGAACAUUGUUUGCUUUUUAAUUGAUAUUGGUGAUAUAGAGUUAAAUGAAAAAAUUAAUUAUGAAAAAGCUCUCGAAGUUUAUCAACAAGCUCUGACUAUGUUAGAGACAUAUUAUCCAUCGUAUUCUUCACAUAUUGCUAAUUGUCUCAAUCACAUUGGAAAUGUUAAAGAGGCACAUGAUCAAUAUAAUGAAGCUCUUGAUUACUAUAAUCGAGCACUAAAACUUCAAGAAGAUUAUUUUUCAUCUGAUCAUAUUCAAUUGACUUCAACUAUUAACAAUAUUGCUCAAAUCUUUUAUAUUCAAGACAAUUAUGAUGAUUCACUUGUUUUCUAUAAACGAGCACUAAAAAUACGUCAAAACAAAUAUCCAUCCGAUCAUAUCUCUAUUUCUUAUAGUUUCAUCAAUAUUGCCGAAGUAUUAAAAGAGAAAAAUAAUUUUGAUGAAGCUAUUCAGUUCCAACAACACGCACUUGUAAUUCAAAAGAAACGUUUUCCAUUCGGUCAUUCUAGUAUUAUUGAUACUCUUGAAUCUAUUGGUGAUAUUUACAAAGAUCAAAACAAAACUAGUGAAGCUCUUGAUUAUUAUAAACAAGCGCUGGAAAUGGGAACAAAUUUAUAUUCUUCAAAUAAUAACAAACAUAUUGCGAUUAAUUUCAAAUCAAUUGGUAAUACUUUCUAUGCAUUAAACAAAUAUGACGAAGCAUUUGAAGCUUUUGAGAAAGCUUUAUUAAUUGAAAAAGAACAAAAUAUGUCAGAUAAUAUUAAUAUAGGUAUUACUCUAAAUAGUAUAGGAAAUGUGUUAUAUAGUCAAAAUAAACUUGAUCAAGCUCUAGAAUUCUAUCAACAAUCAUUAACAUUUAGCGAGCAAUUUGAUUCACUUAAUUAUAAAUAUAUUAGCAUCAUAUUAUGGAAUAUUGGAAAUGCUUUAUUGGCACAAGAAAAGUAUAUUGAAGCAUUCAGUUAUCAACAAAAAUCACUGAAUAUGAGGGAAACAUACGAUCCUUUAAAUUAUACACAGAUUGCUUCUAAUUUCAAUAGUAUGGGAACCAUAAAAUAUAACGAUGGAAAGUACGAUGAAGCUCUUAUUCAUUAUCAAAAAGCAUUGACAAUCUACGAGAACUAUUGUUCAUCUCGUCUUCAAGAUAUGAUUGUAUGUCUCAGUAAUAUCAUUAUGACUUUAGAUAAUAGUGGAAAAUCUGAAGAAACACUAAACUAUCGACAACGAAUAUUAGCGAUUCAAGAAAAACAUCCAAAAUCUUAUAAAGACAUUGUUAGUAGUCUUAUAAAUAUUGCUCAUACGAAAUCCAGUCAAGCGAAACUUGAUGAUGCUAUCGAUUAUUAUUCACGUGCAAUAGUAUUACUGAAAGAAUUUGAUCCAACUGAUCAUGUUCAAAUUGCAAUCCUUUUCUUUUGGAUUGCAACUUUAUGGAAUGACCAAAGAUCGUUUGAUCGUACAAUCGAGUGCCUUGAACAAUGUUUAAAAAUCAGAGAAGCUAGUCUUUCUCCAGGAGAAGAAGAUAUUACAUUAAUUCUGUCCUGUCUUAGUGAAACUCAACAAGCUCGCAAUCAAUAUCAACUAUCUUUGACAUAUGAAAUGAAACUAUUUUUAAUUCGCGAAAAAAACUUAUCACCAAAUCAUCAAAAUAUUGCCCAAAGUUUAUCAAAUAUAGGUAAAUGUUAUGAACAUCUUAAUCAACUCAAAAUCGCACUUGAGUAUUAUAAACGAGCAUUAUCUAUUUAUGUACAACAUCCAUUAAAUUCAACUGAACAAGGAAUACUCAAAGAUAAUAUUCAUCGACUUUCAACAGUAUUAAAUGAUUUCGAAAUACAAUAA
Molecule: messenger RNA, 3192 nt
Organism: Adineta steineri
Lineage: Eukaryota; Metazoa; Rotifera; Eurotatoria; Adinetida; Adinetidae
Source: the annotation of a GenBank genome assembly